Molecule: messenger RNA, 2654 nt
Organism: Pogona vitticeps (central bearded dragon)
Lineage: Eukaryota; Metazoa; Chordata; Lepidosauria; Squamata; Agamidae
Gene: TRAF1
Product: TNF receptor associated factor 1
Biological process (GO): signal transduction; regulation of canonical NF-kappaB signal transduction; regulation of apoptotic process
Cellular component (GO): plasma membrane signaling receptor complex; cytoplasmic side of plasma membrane
Molecular function (GO): zinc ion binding; tumor necrosis factor receptor binding
Source: RefSeq, a predicted model, not a curated record
CCUCCCAGCCCCCCCGGGGAAGCCGAGGGCCCUCCGGCUGCUCGCCCAGCCUCUGCCCGGAGGCGCCGGAACCCCGAUCCCGAUGCGGACGGUGCCAAGGGGGGCUCCGGCCGGGGACGCAAUGCGGCGGAUGCGGGGACCGCUCUUGCGCAUCCUGCCUGGCGGGGAUCGUCCGAAAUGAGAAGAUGCCCCUUUGCCUUCACUGUGAGGAAGAAGACUCUGUUGCUGCCGUGGGGGAAGAAGCAUUGUUACCGGUAGAAAAGGUUUUGAGCGAUGCGGCCACGGAUAAGCAGAUAUCGGAACUCGUGGUACCGUGUGGGAUCUUGGGGUGCAACUGGAUGGGCGCCAUGAAGAUCCGGGAGGACCACCGGCGCACAUGUGAACAAGCCCUGAAUCCAUGUCACUUUGGCUGCGGGCAACUCGUGAUGCGCAAAAUGUUGGCCGAUCAUCUGCGGAACGGCUGCACAAAGGCCAACCUGCGAUCCAGUUGUCAUCAGACAGAUGCCUGCAGUGACCACCAGAAUCUUGCUGUCGUAUCCUUUAAAGAGGAUGGAUGUCGGUUUUCAAGGAUCGGCUGCUCUUUCCAGGGGGAGGCAAAAGACAGAGAAAUCCACGAGACAGAUGCUCUUGGGGUACACAUGAGGUUGCUGCUCCAGCACGUGAAAAAGCUGAAAGCGUGCCUGCACCCCGCAGGCGAUGAUGUGAAGGAGAGCUUCACCGAGGGUGACGUUUCAACAAGGAUCGCUUUCAACCCCAUGCCCCGGGGGUUUGUGGAAGGAGAGUUCCUCUCCGGGUUGCCUCUGUACGAGGAGGGGAUGCCGUGGCGAAACCUCUCGAGGAGGACCGAAGGAGUCUCGUUGCUGGAAACCAAGCUCCACGUCUUUGAAAACAUCGUCUCGGUGCUGAGCAAGGAGAUGGCCGCCUCUCGCCAGAGGUUUGUGGCGUUCCGAGGGCAGAGGGGCCUCGACCAGGACAUGAUCCGCGGCUUGGAGUUGAAGAUAGCUGAUUUGCAGCGUUGCCUCGUUCAGAAGGACGCGGCCCUGGGGAAGCUAGAGCAGAGACUCCACGCGUCCGGAGAGGCUUCCUAUAACGGGGUCUUUCUAUGGAAGGUCACUGAUGUCCACCGUAAGAGCUACGAAGCCGUAUGCGGGAAGAUCAACAGCUUCCACUCCCCACCUUUCUACACUUCGAGAUACGGCUAUAAGCUGUGCAUGAGGAUUUACCUGAACGGAGAAGGAAGCAGUAAAGGAUCCUACCUCUCGGUCUUCCUCGUCCUUCUGAAAGGGGACUACGACGCGCUGCUCCCCUGGCCAUUUGCUCACAAGAUGACCUUGACUUUGCUUGACCAAAACGAUGGGGAGCAUUUUACCAACACGAUUCACCCCGAUCCGGCGUCGGCGUCCUUUCAGAGGCCCGUGGGGGAGAUGAACGAGGCCAGUGGCUUCUCCAGGUUCAUCCCGUUGACCAAGCUGCAGUCCCCAAAAUAUGCGUAUAUAAAAGAAGGCACACUUUUCCUUCGGUGUGUUGCACACGCCAGUUCGUGAACCCUGCGGUCGGCGAAUUUCCAAGAAGCCGCUGGUGAUGAAUUGAAGAUUGCAUCGGAAAAACUGCUCGUGAGGUGUGAUCGUAGAACCAAGACUUGGGUCAACAGAUCUGGAUUUUUUUGCUUCAGAGAGACGAUCUUCAGCGCUAUCCAACAUGCUCCCUUGUUUUCCAUCUGCUUUCCGCACAAAAAGCCCAGCGAGAAAAAUCAGUUUCUCUAGUGUUUACUCAUGGCCGCAAAUGAUUCCUGCUGUAAUCUGCUUUAGCAGUUUUCUAAUAAGAAGGGCAAGCUUGGUGGCCGGUGACUCCGAUUCCACGAGAGCUGUGAAUCCGCUCCAGUUUUUAGUUUGUGCUUUACAGAAGCUAACUGAGGUGCUGGAUUCGUGUUAAGGAGACAGUUUGUGCUGGGUAGUCCUGACAAAAACACAGACUAAAAACCGGAGUGGGUUUCUGGCACCCCCUGGCCCUGGAGUCACUGAAUGACAAUCAAGGUCUAUUAGCCCGACAAAAGACUAAGAGGGGUCAAAAGCUGCUAGAACGCCUUUGUUGUGAUGGAGGGAUGCGCGGCUCCCUGCAUUUUGGGGAUGUGGCUAAGGAGACGACUAGCAGGGGGGGAGCCUGUCCCUUCAAAAUGUACAGUGACAAAACUUACUCGCUUUAUGAGCGAGAGGGCUGAUCUGCAUUUUGAGCAGGGCUGAUUAGCAAAGUUGCUUAUGACUCAUUUUAGCUGCCCAGCCAAGAUUCGAAAGCGUAUUUUGCGGGUGGCUGAUCAGUUUCAGAUUCUCUGCAUGCCCUGUGUCUUUCUGGCCUCCAACCUCCGUCGCUGUGUCACUCUCAUCCGGCGCGUGUGGGUGUAUUGUGCUGUUGCUUGUGAUACUCUGCUUUAGGUGUAUAGAAGGGUGUGAUGUGCUGCAACGGCUUAUAUGGCAAGUCAACAAAAAUGCCCCCCCCCAUUUUUUUCACCAUUUUAUUUUAAAACAAAAACUGAGGAUGGACUUGAUCUGGAUGGAAUAAACGCCAGCCUGUCGAAACAGACCUGUUAAGACACAGAGAAGUCCAUGGAUAGCAGCGGCGAUACUCUUCCCGUUAAAUAAAUCAAAUAUAAAUCAUCA